Messenger RNA from Microthlaspi erraticum, 927 nucleotides. NCBI's taxonomy places the organism in Eukaryota, Viridiplantae, Streptophyta, Magnoliopsida, Brassicales, Brassicaceae. The record is from the annotation of a GenBank genome assembly.
AUGGUGUGGAGGGUUGCGUCUUCCCAUCCGUCUCUUUGGGUCCGCUGGAUCAAAAUUAAAGUUCACUCAUUGGAAAUGCUUCGUUUUGGUCAAUUUCAGGAGACACGACCAAAAGGUUCAUGGGUCUGGCGUAAGCUCCUUAAAUACAGCAGAGACAUAGCAAAAAGGUUUUACAAAGUGGAGAUCAAUAAUGGGCGGCACACUUAUUUCUGGUUUGAUAAUUGGUCACCGAUAGGCCCUCUGUUCAGCGUUACAGGACCUCGUGGAUUCAUCGAUAUGGGCAUAACGGCUCAUGCAACAGUUGCAGACGCCCUUUCCCGUACACGCCGACGGAAUCACAGAGCAGACCACUUGCGAAGGAUAGAAUAUGUGUUAAUGGCUCUGCGAGGUAGACCUUCAACUGCGGACGACAUACCUCUCUGGAAGCACUCAGACGACACUUACAAGGCGUGUUUUAACUCCAAAAAGACAUGGUUGCAGUUAAAAGAGGCUGGACCUGCAACAGAGUGGCAUAAAGGAGUAUGGUUUACUCAUCAAACACCAAACUUCUCUUUCUGCGCUUGGCUAUCGAUGCAUAAUCGGCUCUCCACCGGAGAUAGAAUGCAAACUUGGAAUGUGGGAGUGAAUCCAUCGUGCGUCUUAUGUCAACAUCCGCUGGAAACACGGUGUCAUCUCUUCUUUGAAUGCUCUUACUCUGCUACAGUUUGGAAAGCGUUGAUGCAGGGCCUCCUUAAAAGACAACACUCCACCAAUUGGCAACACAUCGUUUCGCUCAUCUCUGAUACAAAUCAGCCACGACUCCUUCUCUUCCUUACUCGGUAUGGGUUUCAAGCCACUAUACACAGUUUAUGGAAAGAACGGAACUCGCGCCGUCACGGAGAGCAGCCACGCUCCUCACUCCUCAGCCAUCCUCAUCGAACUCAUUGA